AUCGUUCCAUCGCUCGCAGCUUGGAUUUAUCUCGCUCUUCUUCGGCUUCUUGUUUCUUGGAGCUGCGACCGUCUUCUACGGGUCCCACUUAUUUGGCCUUCAUUUGGUCUGUUGGAACCAGUGGUAACGGAACCACUUGGGUCCCCCAGUCGGUCCUCCCUUGCGCUGCUAGGUUGCUGGGUGUCGGGUGGCUCAAACUUGGGUCACUGAGGUCCCUGUCUCCGUACAUCCCAUCCGCCAUCCGCUCGUUGUCAAACUCCGAGCCACUGGAGCCCGUCAUCCACUUCCACGUCCACGCCCACGCCCACACCUCCGUGGGCCAUCGCCUCAAAUCCCAAGCAGCCACCUUUGUCACUAGUUCAACAUACGACUAACUACGAGUAGCCACCUGCUUGCCUCAUCUUGUGGCCUUGUCCCCUGGCUUGAUUGUCCAUCUGACUAGCAAACUCGCUACUACCCAGGCAGUACAUUACACGACUCAUCUGCACCAAACUCACUACCUAUCUUGCCCUUCUUUCUAUCUUCACUACCACCAACCUCACUUCAUCCGUCGCUGUAACCGCAAACACACACAUAGCAAGCCCGUCAUCUGUCCUCUAUCCUCCCACCUCUAACCAUUAUCACGCUAUCUCUUAUACUAGUAUCACUCUCCAUACUAGCCCAUCCGCCAUUCGUCAUCGGUCACGAGCCUGGUUACCUGCGCCGAAUCCUCCUCACCCGCAACCUCCAAAUCACCCUCAGAUAAAGCUCCUCUGUUUCUCAACGCACACCCUCCUAGACACCGAGUCCCAUAUUCAACAUGAAUCGCUCACGAUCUGGCUCUGCAACCUCCAACACCGGCAAGGAGCUCCCGGCUGAUAACAUGGCAAUUCAGGUGCAAAUCAGCGGCGAAAAGACAAUCAAAUUGAACGUCCGGCCUGUUCACACUGUCUCCAACGUACUAGAAUUCCUCUCUGCCUCCACGAACCUACCCGCCGAUGUUCAGCUCAUGCUUGACGGAAAGUCCCUAGACCCGUCGACCACGGUGGGAGAGCUCAAGCUCCAAGAAUCAUCAACCCUCAAGCUUUCUUCGCCGUCACGAAGUACCACGCCCACAGAUGCAUCACAACCUCAGCCGCAGCCGCUGCCAACAGACGUGAACAUCGCCCAACCACCACCCUCUACAUCAACGUCAACAUCGUCAACACCCAUACCGUCUGGGGCGGCUACGCCCACAAAAAGGAAGUCGAACAAACCCCGGUGUUCCAAAGACGGCUGCAAAGCGCCGGCUCAACCUAUUGUGGGAGACUGCGGUUUUUGCCAGAAGCGUUUCUGUGGAAAGCACCGUAUGUUAGAGUCCCAUAACUGUGAAGGACUUGAGGAUGCCAGAAAGGCAGACAAGGAUCGUAAUGCAGCCAAGUUGGAGGGAGAACGGACCGUCAUGCUUCGCGGCCUCUAGAGAAGGAAUCAUGACUCCGAAUGAUUUGGAGCGGCAUCCAACACUUCAAGGAAGCUGACAUGCGUGACGGGAAUGCAACAUCUUUUAAUUUUGUUUCUCUGCGACUCGGCAGUAGCGUUGUUACGUGGCGUUUUUCACGGCCUGCACGGCGGUAUACUGGACUUUUUCGUGGGAAGGGAAAGGGGAGGGAAUUCACCACCCGUCUCGGGGUUGGGGCUAGGUCUGUGUCUGGGCUAGGGCUUGGGCUCAUGGGAUCUGGAACUGGGAAUCUCGCCAUGGGCCAUGAACAUGGAAACAGACAAUGUGUUUUGAAUGGGGAUAUUUCCGUCCUGAAAUUCUCGGACUCGUGCUGCAUCCGUUUGUCCCGCUCAUGCUGGGCUUUCUGUUGUGGAUCUUUUCUGCACAAAUCACACGGGGCAUCAACACUCGUGGGACAUCUACAUAUACAGAAGUAGAUCAAUAGUCGCCAUCAGAAUCACAAUCAAGAGAAUUCAACACGAAAAGAA
This is a messenger RNA of Cladophialophora immunda, 1944 nucleotides long. RefSeq lists its product as uncharacterized. NCBI's taxonomy places the organism in Eukaryota, Fungi, Ascomycota, Eurotiomycetes, Chaetothyriales, Herpotrichiellaceae. The record is from RefSeq and is a predicted model, not a curated record. The transcript has 2 exons. Bases 800 to 1438 code for a protein of 212 amino acids. Gene Ontology annotation, molecular function: zinc ion binding; protein binding.